Poecilia reticulata (guppy) is the source of this 938-nucleotide messenger RNA. Its product is annotated as C-type lectin domain family 4 member E-like. The record is from RefSeq and is a predicted model, not a curated record. NCBI's taxonomy places the organism in Eukaryota, Metazoa, Chordata, Actinopteri, Cyprinodontiformes, Poeciliidae.
UGUUGAAUAUUGGAGAUUUCAGGUUUCUGCUCAACAUUGAGCUGAAAUGAGAUGAUAUGAUUCCCUCCACAGAUCUGAUCCGUCUGUGUUUCAGCGAUGAAACGUCCUCAGGCUGAUGAAGACGGUCAGAGGAUGAGUGUGGUGAUGAACCAGCAGGAAGGAGAUGAAGAAGCUGCAGUCAGAGGUGAAAACCCCAGCAGAACCUCCAAGCUGCCAGCAGGGGGAGUAGUUCUGCUGGUUCUGGUCGGUCUGCUGGCUGCUGCUCUCAUCGUCAUCUACAGACUCUCGACUCACAUUGUGCGAACAAACGAGGAUCUGCAGAGAAUCACAGAGGAGAAUAAAGUCCUGAGCAGAAACCUGUCAGCGUUUGAAGACGAGCCGUCCUGUGAGACCGGCUGGGUCCAGUUCCAGGGAAGCUGCUAUCACUUUUCCACAGACCAGUUUUCCUGGGCGGAGAGCCGGAGAAGCUGCCGGGAAGCGGGAGCGGAGCUGGUGAAGGUCGACAGCAGAGAGCUGCAGGUCCGAAACAGCGUCAGGUACAGUAUCCAGAUACUGGAUCAGGACAAACCGGGCCGGGUUCUAACUUCUCCUCUCCAGUACUUCCUGAGGUUCCACCUGACCGGGAAAAUGAAGAGCUUCCAGGACAUGUUCUGGAUCGGACUGACGGACUCGGCGGAGGAGGGGAGAUGGGUCUGGACGGACGGGUCGGACCUGAGCGAGAGUGUGCGGUUCUGGAGCCAAAAAGAGCCGGAUAACUGGACAGCGGAGAACCCGGCGGGGGAGAACUGUGUGCGGAUGGGGACGGAGGGAGGAGGACCGAUGAACAACUGGUACGACAAAGACUGCGGCGCCGCGCAGAAGAGAAUCUGCCAGAAGAGAAACUUCAGAUAAAGACAAGAAAUUCUUUUAAAAUAAAAACUAAACAUGAUACAAAUAUU